Annulohypoxylon maeteangense is the source of this 1852-nucleotide messenger RNA. RefSeq lists its product as uncharacterized. Gene Ontology annotation, molecular function: DNA-binding transcription activator activity, RNA polymerase II-specific; zinc ion binding. NCBI's taxonomy places the organism in Eukaryota, Fungi, Ascomycota, Sordariomycetes, Xylariales, Hypoxylaceae. The transcript is spliced from 2 exons. The record is from RefSeq and is a predicted model, not a curated record. The coding region runs from base 325 to 1539 and encodes 404 amino acids. Gene Ontology annotation, biological process: regulation of transcription by RNA polymerase II.
AAUUUAGAACUACAACCACCAGAAACACGCCGUACGAGAGCUAUCUUGCCGGAUCGUUCUCCGGCGGUCCGUCCCAUGACGGCUGAGGCAGUACCACACUGGAAAAUUCCGUCAUCCACCACACUUUCUAUUUCAGUAUUGUAUAUACCAACUUGCUAUAGGUACAUACCUGGGUUCUUUGGUGCCUAGGUAGGUAUCAUUCGUAUUAUAAAGAUCUCAUCGUCUCUCUAUGUCAUCGUAAUAUGGUUAAACCCGAUUAAUCAACCUAUUUUCGACGGUUUUCAGAGUCUUCAACAUCAAAAUUGUGAGGGAAUUCAGAUCGUGAUGGAGAGAAUAGGCCGUCGUUCUCAUCGAAAAUCUCGCGCGGGAUGUUCCGAGUGUAAGGCUCGACAUAUCAAGUGUGAUGAAGGUCGGCCGGCUUGCGGCAACUGCACGAUCAGCUCUCGAUACUGCUCAUUUCUAGCAUCACACUCACGUCUUCCGGCCGCGGGCGAAGGUUCAACGUCGUCUUUAAGUCCAGUCUUUCUCUCUCGUCAACCAGACGCAUCUCCAUCGCCUCAACGGUAUUCUCCCACGAGCUCCAGUCAGGAAUUCCCAUUGCCGAACAUUGAAGUCGUCAACUUGACGCAUAUGGAGCUCUUUCAUCACUUUAUGCACAGCAACUUAUUCAAUCUACCAUUCCCAUACGACGAUUCGGAGAAAUGGACAGCAUCAGUUCUGAUCAUCGAAUCCGCACUAUCUUACCCAUUCCUGAUGAACGAAGUCUUAGCCUUCUCAGCACUUCAUCUAUCCCAUAUCCAACCUUCAAACGCCUGUUUAUAUAGGCACUACGCCAUCGGUUUACAGACCCACGCUCUCGGGAUCUUCAACGGCGAGAUGAUAAAAGUCAACCGCGAAAAUUGCAUGGCAAUCUUAAUAUUUACCUGGCUGUUGACUUUACAUACACUCGUCGAGACGGUGGAAUCAGCUGAAUCGGCAGAUACCCGCUCUUUACUAGACCCGUUUGUUCACUGCAUGCAACUGCACCUUGGAGUGCGGGCUGUUAAAGAGGAGGCUUGGCACAUGAUGCUUGAAUCCAACAUGGGAUUCAUGUUGGAGGCUGUCACGGGUCUGCUAGAAUGUGUAGACCCAGGGUCACAUACCGCCGACCUGAAAGAUUACAUCCAAAACUCGAGGACGUUGAACAACGACGAAAAGUUGACCUGCAUCGGAGCCUUAGAUAAUAUCCAAUGGUUUCUGAGCUUAGUUGACGGGACAGGGAAACAGGGCCCACCAUUAGCGACGCCGUUUUUAUCGCUGAUUUCGUGGCCGGCCAGGAUCAACGCCGAAUUCCACCGGCUCAUAUCUGAACGAACACCGGAAGCCUUACUUGUUCUUGCAUAUUACGCCAUACCACUGCACCUGUGCAGAAAUAUAUGGAUCGUGGGGAAUGCCGGUCAACUUCUGUUCCAAAGUAUUCGAUUACACUUACCCGGAGAGUGGCAUCGGUGGCUGGAGUGGCCGGAAGAGAUCAUGGAAAGGAUACCCGUAAGCGCUUGAUGGCUUGGUGAUUUGGUACCUAUCCCGCCACGCGGCUUGCUGCAGGUCGUCACUAAUGCGAUCUGCCUACGCCACCACGGUUCAGACCCCGAGUAUCAGAACAAUAGGUACCUACAUACUAAGGUACCUAGUGUACUGUACAUCACCCCUAAGGCUAAGUCCCGGAUGCCCUUUCGCCUUUGGUUCACCAAUGAUCCCUUAAAAUCAGAAUCACGGGCUCAAUCAAGUCAUAGUCAGUGAGAGAGCAUUUCUGCCAAUAGACAAAGAAUCAAUCCAACAAAGCCCGACGCACUGCCUACCGUUGUCGUACAAC